AACUACGUGAUUAAACAAAUAUUACAUUAUACCAGAUAUUUUGGGUGAAAUAGCAGAUAUAACAGGACAGUUACUUCUUAACCCCAGACACUGAAUAACCAGAAAAAAAAAAAUAAACAAGUGACCAGUGCGAACAUUUAUUUAACAACACCUCGAAUUCCAAACAGUUUUAAACCUUGUCCGGACGAGUAACCGAGCCAAAACCCCAAAACGCAGCUCAUAAACCCGAUCAGAAUUUAUAACAGCUCCGAAGAAAACCCAGAAUAAACCGGCGAGGGACCAAACUCAAGUCCGCCGGAGUCCUAAACCACGCCCCCUCCGGAUCCAAAUGCCUGGGCUCCUCCGCGCGCCCGUGCCUCCCCCUCUCCUCUCCUCUCCUCUCCUCUCUCCUCUCUCUUUCUCGCUCGCUUCGGCUUUGGCUUUUUCCUCGCCUCCUUGCCCCGGAGAUGUCGAGAUGCCGCUUUCUCCCCCGUCUCCCCUCUGCGUUUGUGGACACCUAUUGAUUCUCCGCGCACACUUCUUUUUGGAUUUUAAUGCCUGAGUUAAUAUUUUAUCUUCUGGCACUACUCUCGGGUAGUUUGCGGGGCUUUCUUUGGUUUUGCGACAAGCGGUUACGCACGACGGCUGGCCAUCUCUGCAAGGUGUCCGUAGGUGCCCUCCCCCAGCCCCUCUCUGGAUGCUCCGGCCCCCUCUGCCCCGGGGCCCUGGACCCGGACUGUGACCCCCCCACACUGCGGCGCCGUCUCCCCAGGAUCGAGCUCUCCGCGCGGGGCCGUCCGUCCGCCCGAGCCCCCGGUCCGAGCGGGGCCUCCGGGAGCACCAGCCUCGGGGGGCCCCCCUCCUCCGGGCCGGGCCGAGGUGGGGGGCCCCGUCGUCAUGGUGACGUCGGGGGCCAUGACGUCAGGGGGGGGCAUGGGCGUCACCCCUCUGCACUACAAACCCUUCAGCUCGCACGCACACUACCAGCAGGUGAUGUCUGCCGUGCGUAAACUUCAGGAGAGCGGCUUUUACUUCGGAGCCGUGAGCGGACGCGACGCCAGCGCUCUCCUCCGCGCCGAGCCGCCGGGGACCUUCCUCAUCCGCGACUCCUCGGACCACCACCACUUCUUCUCUCUCUCCGUCCAGACCCUGCGCGGGAUCAAAAACCUCCGAAUCCACAGCACGGAAGACGGAUUCUAUCUCCAACGCGACCCGCUGAGCACCCAGGAGCCCCCGCAUUUCGACUGCGUGCUUAAACUCAUCGCUCACUACAUGGGAAAAAGCAACGCCGGCGGUGGUGGAGGAGGAGGAGUCGACGGCGCGAUUCCCGGUAACGGAAGACACGUUUAUUUGAUACACAGCGGCGGGGAGAAGGUGCCACUGGAGCUACGGCGCCCCCUGUGCGCCUCCAUGUCGUCACUGCAGCAUCUGUGUAGGAGAACUUUGAACAACACGAGUCUAGGGUCGAGGACGGAAAGGCAAGAGCAGAUUCCACACACGCUUAAAGACUUUAUGAACGAAUACGACGCUCCCAUUUGACGACGGGAGCGGCAAAAAAAAUAUCUAGAAAAGUCAAAUUUGUCAAGUGAAUGGGAAAUUUUUCUAGCACAUGUAAUUAGAAAUGUGCGAAAACGGGGAAAGUUUUGGGUCGACCACACCGAAAAGGGUUCACGUAAAAACAUCUUCAAGUAAUAACGCAGCAUUUUGGAUUCGUAAGUCGCAGUUUUUGCAAAGUUAUUCUAAAAAAUGUGUUAAUUUUGCUUUGAAAUAGACACAUUUUUCAAAAAGUACAUUGUUGUGGCCACUAGAGUAAAUUAGUAAAUAGAUUUUAGUAGAUCUGGGUAUCGGUACGAAGUUGCCGAUACGAUACAUAUCUCGAUGCAUACGAUAUAUUUCAAAUCGAUUUGACAUGAUUCAGUAAAAAAUAAAGGCUAAAUCAUGGCUUUGAUACUAAAAUUUGUUUGUUAAACCACUUUUUGUGCAAACUAAAUAUGAAACACACACAAUUUACUGAUCAAAAUAUAUGAUAAAUGAACAUAAACAAGUUUCCGUCCACUAAACAAGCAGCAAAACUGUAGUUCUGUAACAAAAUAAUUUAGUAAAACACACCAAAAAAUACUCUUGGCGAUAUAUCGAUACAGCAAUCAAUGAUAUCGAUACAGUAUCGUCACAUUAAACAAUACGAUAUAUCGAUAUUUUGAUAUUUUUGGACACCCCUAACGCUCAGUGAGAAUUGCAGUGUCCACAAGUAGUUCCGGCAACAGCCACAUCACCGCUCUAUAUCACUGCUCUGUGUAAACAAACGCUCAACCGCUGUGGGUAGAAUGCAGUAAAACGUUGAAAUAACUGAAAAUUUUGACAUUUACAGACACGGAACGGGGUUUUCACGUUCAAAAGUGACACGUUUCAGGUUUGCGGCCGCGGUGCAAGCGCCUUAAACAACUUGCGAGCCGCGCGUUCUGCCGUUUUAACGCGCCGCUCCUCGUGGUUUAACGCUUUUGCUGCCGUCCGUGAGAAUAUCGUAUCGUGAGACUUGGAUAUCGUUACACCCCUAAAAUAUACUGCCCAAAAAAAAUACUCUUGGCGAUAUAUCGAUACAGCAGCCCACGAUAUCGGUACCGUGUCAUGACGUUAAACGAUUCUACCGACUCUGACUUCCGAAUUACGUCCAGGUAGAUAAAUGCGUUUUAAAGCCGUACUGUGGAAAAUUCUGACCAAAACAAUAACAUCUCCAUGGAAACAAAGCAGGACCAGACCCAAAGAAGUUACGUAGCCGCUGGUUUUUGGUGGACCGCCCGCUGUAAUUGUAAAGGAUUAGUCAGUUCCACCGUUUUUCCCGUUUUUAAAAUACUGUAUAUAUAUAUUCCAUCACAGGGAGCAGCCGGUGACCUCAUGUUUAUUAUUCUAAAGAAAACACAUCUAUGGAAACUCCACCCUGCCUCAAAUUACUUCAUUAGUUGAGGAUUUGUGGUUUGAAUUCAAGUAAUUAGUGCGGCUAUUGUCCACGUAUCGCCUCGUGGGGUGUUGUUUUUACACGGAUCUUAAAAAACGUGAAAAACAAGAAAAAUAAGUUCGUUUAAAAGAGUUUGCGGUCGUCCAAAGUCGCUCUUCUUCACUUGCCUCAUGCAUUCAGAGUUUAUAAGAGCUUUUUGCAACUUUCAUGACACCAGUGCGGAGUUUUGAGGUGAGGACUAGCAUUCUAACGUGCACUUCCUGAUUACUGGGCACCGAAAAACGUAUUAGAAUAAGAAUAAUUGCUCAAAAACUUGGUGAAAAUGGGAAAAUUUACAGUACUUUUUAAAAUAAGAAUGGGAUAAAUUGAAAGUCAAAGUGUAAAAUAGUCAAAACGUAAACAUUUUUUGCAAAUUUGUUCAUAAAUUGGAUAAAACUUGCGUGAUUUGCGAAUAAUUUUAUUUUUAGGCAAUUAUUAUUCAAGGUGCAUCAUGUAACUUUUCUGGUUUUUCAAGGUCCGUCAAAUGCCUUUUUUCUGAGGAAAUGUUUUUGUUUGGUCUGGAAUGUUCCGCAGUAUGGCUUUAAACAUUUUUUAUCUUCACGGACACCAAACCAGACCAAGUUACAGGUCAGAUCUGUGGAAAGGCGACGCCGCUCACAGUCAGAAUGUUUGUUUUUCGAGGUGUUUUUGAGCUAUAAAACCACCUGUAAUUGAAUAAAUGUAAAGUAGAGCUGUUUAAAGUCACACCGUGGGACAUUCCAGGCUGAGCAAUGAUACCGUAUCCAUGGAAACAAGCAGAUGACAGACCGACAACCAAAAAGUUACACAGUGCAGCUUUAAGAUGAUGAGCCAGGCUAAAAAAAACCUAAACAGUAUUCGAAAAAACAAGUUUAAAUUUCUAGUCUGCCGCCUGUUUGUCGCCAUGGAAACGUUAUAGCUUUGUCCGGAAUGUUCCACAGUACAGAUUAAACCAACCUGUCACCAUUACGGGUCAGAUCUGUGGAGAGGCGUCCCCAUUCACGGAAGGAAUUAUUGUAUUUUUGAGCAACAGAAAAACACCCGUCAUGAAUAAACGCGAGACGGAAACGUUUAAAGUCAUACCGCGGAACAUUCCGGUCAAAGCAAUAAGAUCUCCACGGCGACAAACACGUGAUAGACUUUCCACCGGAAAAGUUACACAGUGUAGCUUUAAAAUGACUUGCCAGAGUAGAAAAAAACGUAAACAAUAUUUGAAAAACAAGUUUAAAUUUCUAGUCUGCCUCUUGUUUGUCUCCAUGGAAACGUUAUUGCUUUGUGUGGAAUGUUCCACAGUACAGAUUAAACCAACCUGUCACCAUUACGGGUCAGAUCUGUGGAAAGUCGCCCCUAUUCGCGGAAGGAAUUAUUGUAUUUUUGAGCAAUAGAAAAACACCCGUCAUGAAUAAACGCUAGAUGUUUAAAGUCAUACCGUGGAAUAUUCCGGUCAAAGCAAUAAGAUCUCCACGUGACGGACCCUCCAUUGGGAAAGUUACGCAGUGCAGCUUUAAUCCGCACGUAUGAUUUCGUGAUGUGGUCGACCCCUUUGACUUUCCCCGGGUUUUUAACGGGACUUUUUCUACGAAGCAGCAUGAUUUUAUGGAUACCUCGUCUACGAAACUCGGCUGCUGCUGGCCCUAAAAAAAAAAAAAAAUACACGUGAAAAUGUAAAAAAAAAGAAAAGAAAAGAUACCGAGGUCAAAGAUGGUUGGAUUUUAAUUUUGUUUUUACUCGUGACUGACCCUGACGCAGAGCUGUGCCUCGUAGAAGAUUACGCCGAUUGGUCAAUUUUAACGAUAACAGGAAAAGGCAGGAUCAAUAUUUUCCUUUUAGGGCUGACACACAGAUUUAUGGAGAGAAAACGGGACAUGCUAAAAGCCAAGCCGGGUUUUUUACAGCUACAUUUGGGAAAAUUUGUACCUUUUAACCAGCGAGAUUAAGAAAUUCGAAAUAGCGGCGUUAAAUCGCUUUAUUUGAGGAUUUAUACGGCUCAGCGUGAUUAGAAAAUUGACAUUGAAGAGCCAAAAUAACAGCGAAAAUUUACAGUUUAUGACAAUAUUGACAGGAAUUCUUCUCUAAAAUUGAAAAAAAAAACACUCGACAGGAAGUGCUCCACUGUGUUUUUAAACUCUACACACCUUCGCUUGAGUCAUUUUCAUCAUUUUCAGCCAAAAAAGUAGCUGUAAAUUUCAAGAAAUCACAAAUUAGAAGAGAGGAUUUUGAGAUUUUUUGAGGCUCAGACAGACUAAUAAUGCAGGAUUACUCAAAAAUAUGUAAACAAAACAAAACUCCAGGUAUGUUUUUGAUGCGGUAACAACAUUAUAACGAGGUUUAAAGCCCCAAAAGAGCCAAUUUUUCAUAAUAUAAGCGCUUUAAUGCUGGGACUAAAGCAGUGUGGAUUACAUUGUUUGACUUGGCCGCAGACUCCCAGCUUCCCGCUAUUGUUGCAACAUAAAUUUCUUGGAGUUGUUUUUAGUUUUUUCGUACCACCACAGUCACAAUAUUUCUGCAAUUUUUCCAAGUUAUUUUGACACUGAAGCAAUCCAGACCCCAGACUUAAGCUUGUUACUACAUGUGAACCCAAGACACAGACUUCUUCUUCUUUUUUUUUUUUUAGUUUUUAUCUGUUUGCAAAGGCCCCUUAAGGCAAAACAACACUGCAAAGAGUUAAAAAUGACUUCGAAAUAUCCAUAUUGUCUUAAAGGGGAACACAGACGCAAAAAAAACACCACAAAAAAAGCAUAAAUAUGAGUUAAAAUGAGUUGAAUUCAAAAAGAUUAUUUAAGUAGUGUUUACUUAAUUAGACUGAGUAACUUAUAACAUAAAUUUCUGAAAAAUAUCAAUGUCUUUAAAGGUUUAUCUAGUGAAAUUAUCAUUGAAUUUGAAGAUAUAAUGCUUAAUAUUACCAAAAAAAGCAUCGACAUGAGUUAAAAUGAGUUGAAUUUGAAAAUAUUAUAAGAGUAGUGUUGAUUUAAUUAGGUUGAGUUACUUACGAUUUAUAUUUUUGAGUAAUUUAAAUUUGUCUUUAGGGUUUAUAAAGUGAAAUUAUAGUUGGAUUUGAAGAUUUAAAACUUAACACUGCAAAAAAAAAAAAAAAAAAAAAAGCAUAAACAUGAGUUAAAAUGAGUUGAAUUCAAAAAUAUUAUUUGAAUAGUGUUGAAUUAAUUAGGUUGAGUUACUUACAACUUAAAUUUUUGAGUAAUUUCAAUUAGUUUUCCUUAUUUCAAGCAGAAUUAUUGGCCCAAAGAGCAAAAAUACUCCACAAAAGUGUAGUCCAUGGGUAGAUUUAAAAAGGAAAAUUGCUUAAAUACAAUUAAUGAGUAAAUAAAAAUGAACAUGUAGAGUUUUUAAGUAAUUUUAGCUGUUUCGAGUCAGUAAAUUUUGCCUUAAAGAUUUAAAUUUAAAAACAUUUCCAAUUAAAAUAAAGAUCCGCUGUGUAACCCCAGGAAUUGGUGAUCUAAAAUGACAAAAGAAAGAUAUUACGUGUGCUUAAAAUGUUCCACAGUAUGGCAUUAAACUGCCUUUACGUCCAUGGAGACAAACUAGUUAAAAGUCAGAUCUGUGGAAAGGCUUUCGCUGUAAGAAUCGAUGUUAUUCAAGGUAGUUUUGAGCGAUAAAAACAUCUGAAAUUGUUAAAAAAGCAAGAUACUAUAUUUGUUUAAAGCCAUAUUGAGGGACAUUUCAGCAAUAGCAAAGCAAUAACAUCUCCAUGGCGACAAGCAGAUGACGUAACCCCACCAGAAAAGCUCCAUAGCGCAAUCUUUAUAUUAAAAAAAAAAGGAAAAAAAAAAAAAAAAGAAAAACAACUUAAUAUUUUUGAAUUCAACUUGCUGUUUCUUGCUUGUUUAGAAAUCCUCUUUUUUUUUUUUUUUUUUUUUUUUUUGCAGUGUUCUGAGAAAGCGAGGGAGGAGCGGAGGGAGAGGGGGGCAGGGAAGGGGAGAGGAUAGGAGCGGGAAGCAGCAUUAGAAAAGGGAAAUUGAAGCAGCCGAAGUGGUCGAAACAAGGAGCUAGGAGGGAGGAGACAUACUGGUAUACGGCCCGGGCAUUGAUUGAUGUCCCAUAUGUCCAGGAAAAGGCUCACGGGGCAAAGAGUUCAACGGGCUGGAAAAAAAUGAAAUUUAAAAGAGAAAUAUUACUCUAUUAUUACAUAAAUUAACUUUAUUGAUCCACAAGGAGAGUUAUUUGGACACAGUAGCUCAUGCAUCACAAUAUAUUAUAAUAACAAAGAGCAAAAAUAGCAAGAGACUCAUGUCAAAUAAAGCGUAAUUAUAUAAAUGUAUGUGUAGAAAUACAAUUAAUACAAAAAAUAUAUCCAAUUUAUAUACAAGAAAUCAUAAGAAACAGUGUAAAAAUGAACUAAAUAAGGUUAAAUAGUAAAAUUAAUGUUGGAAAUGUAGAUUUAAAAAUACUUAACAGUGAAAAAAAGCAUCCACUUGAGUUAACUUCAUUGGACUGAGUUACUUAUAACUUAUAUUUUUGAGUAAUUUCAACAUUUUUAAAGGUUUAUAUAUUGAAAUUAUCGUUGGAUUUGGAGAUUUAAUAAUUAAUAUUACAAAAAAAAGCAUCAACAUGAGGUAAAAUGAGUUCAAUUUAAAAGCACUGUUUCAGUAGUGUUGACUUAAUUAGGCUGAGUGAAUUAUAAUUAAUAUUUUUGAGUAAUUUCAAUAUCCUUAAGGGUUUAUGUAGUGAAAUUAUCAUUGAAUUUGAUACUUACUUACUAAUUUCAAUGUUUUUAAGGGUUUAUGUCGUGAAAUUAUUAUUGGGUUUGAAGAUUUAAUACUUAAAAAAAAAAAAAAAAAAGAAAGAAAACAUCAACAUUAACUUAAUUAGAUUGAUUUACUUAUAAUUAAAAUUUCUGAGUAAUUUCAACGUCUUUAAGGGUUUAUGUAGUGAAAUUAUCAUUAAAUUUGUAGAUUUCAUACUUAACACUGCAAAAAAAAAAAAAAAAGCAUAAAUAUUAGUUUAAAUGAGUUGAAUUCAAAAACACAAUUUGAGUAGUGUUGACUUAAUUAGACUGAGUUACUUUUAACUUAAUUUUUUGAGUAAUUUCAAUGUCUUUAAAGGUGUGUAGAGUGAAAAUAUCAUUGAAUUUGUAGAUUCAAAUAUACUUUACACUGAAAAAAAGCAUAAAUGUGAGUUAAAAUGAGUUGAAUUCAAAAAGAUUAUUUAAGUUGUGUUGUAGAUUGAGUUACUUAAAACUUAAAAUUUUUGAGUAAUUUCAAUGAGUUUUCCUUAUUUCAAGCUGAAUUUUUGGCCCAUAGAGCAAAAAUACUGCACAAGAACUGUAGCCCGUGGGUAGAUUUUUAAAAAUAUGUUGAUUAAAUACAAAUAAUGAGCAAAUAAAAUGAAAGCUUAUAAUUUUUAAGUAAUUUUAUCUGACAUAGACAGUGUUGAGUCAAUUGUUUUCAGAUAAAGUGAAACAAAAUUUUGCCUAAAAGAUUUAAAUUUCAAAACAUUUCUAAUUAAAAUAAAGAUCCACUGUGUAACCUUUCUAGUUGAGGGUCUGCUACCUGCUUAUCCCCAUGGUAACAUCGCUUUGCCUAGAAUUCUCCGCAGUAUAGCAUUAAAAUCAUCUAUUAUGCGUGUGUUUCGAUCGCUAGAAAGUUCUUGAAAAUCACGCAUUCUUUCUGUGAGCGGGUUCACCCAUCCGCAGAUCUGACCUGUAACUCGGCUUGACAGAUCGCGUCGCCUUCCCGUCCCCGUGGAGAUACGUAAAUACGCUUAAUGCCUCACUGUGGAACAUUCCAGGGAAAGCAAUAACACCUGUAGUUUGACGCUCCAUCGAUGAAAACGUUGCUAAAAAAAAGAAAAACCUGGCUUGGCUGUUUUAGCGCAAAUUUCUCUCCUCGAACAACAACGACGACAACAGAAAACAUUUCCGUAAGAACUAAUAGAAAAAGAAUAAAGACGUUUAAUAUUUUUUAGAUAACUUGGUUGUAAAAUUAACUGGAAAUAAUCUCUAUCACGUACGUAGCCAAGUUAAUAUACGUUUUUUUUUGUCCAAAUUAACUAUAAAACAGAUUUUUGUUAUUCGCUGUAUGUGUGAAGUCUUAACAGUAUCAUGUCUCUGAAUGUGGAGUUCUCCAAGUUUAGUUUUUUUUUUGAAAUGCCUUUUUUUUUGAGAAAUUAAACAGAAGCUAAAGAGGUUUCAAUGGACUGGACAAUGUACGAAUACGUUUGUUUAUCAAGGAUUUUGCGAAGCUGCGAAGAAAACAUUUUAAUUCUAAUCAGAUUAACGCAAUUAUUUGAUACACGUUUUGGUCAUUUUGUGUUUUAAGACAAAUUUCUGUCUUUCAAAAUCAAGCAAUACACGUUUAAUUAGCACAGAAUAAUUAAUUUCCCAACAAUUUUUCGAUGUAUCACACGUUGAAUAUUUUUUGAGUGGGAAAUUUCAAUGGACGUUUUUCCGAACAACCGGAAGUGCCGCGAUGUCGGGUAAACGUAACUCCCGGUUAAAGCUUUUCUACGGCAAAAUAUCUGUAGAAAUGUCUCACGUUUUUUCCACCAGCUUCAUAAAUCUGCAAAUCUUCAACCAACAAAUUCUGUUCAUGAAGAAUUUAUCCACAACUACUGAGGUAAGAAAGACGAAAACGUAAAGGAGAAGAACGACGACGACGACGACUGAACAAAACUAACGCUAUGGUCACGAAUAAAACAGAAGUAACUUGUGAACUGAGACUGGUUCAAGAAUUAAAAUUAAAAAUCCAUUUCAUGAUGUCGAUAUCGGCACAGACCCCGUUUACGCUGAAACUAAUCCGCGUAUCAAUGUAUCGGAAACGAUCUGCGUCCACACACGUCGUUUCUGUGUCCGUACGUCUUCCUUAUCCACACAACUUUGAGCACAUUUGUUUACAUUUUACAGGAACAAAACUUAAAACCACCUGACUCAUUUGCAUAAACUGAGCGCUCAAAAAAACAGCUCGCUCCUUGUGCGCUGAUGCGGUUCAUAGUCCGAUUCCUUAUAUUCACUUUUUAACCUUAGUGGGAAUUUUUGGGGGAUUUGCUGAACUAUAUAUUUUUGGAAAGGUUCACCGCAUGUGAUGUGUGAAGUUUAUUGAUGUUUAUAGUUUGUUCUACCCAUAUUGUUGAUGUAUUUCAACAGGAUAAUAAAAAAAGAACAUGUUUUUAGAGGAACAUGGAGUAUUACAUGCGGAUAUUACAGUGAAAUUACAAGAAAACAACCAAACCGGGUCAUUUUUUUUUUACCUACUUAUGCAUCUAAGGGUUAAUGUGAGUAGGUCUUAGAGUCUUUGUAACUAGCACCAUUUGACUCCCUGACCCUGAACAUGUGGGUUUAGCACUUAAAAUCAACAUUUCAACUCAAUUCAGAGGCUAUAGACAUCUGGGCAAAUGCAAACACUGAUUUUCUGACUCCAUAUACUAUAACCUUUCCAAAAAUAUAUAGUUUAGCAAAUCCCCCCCCCCCAAAAUUCCCGCAAAAGUAUAAAAGGAACCGGACUAUCAGCUUCUGUUGCACUAAAGGACACGACUCAGUGGAAUAUGAGUGUUGUUUCUGUGACAGAGGGGUGUUCUGCUGAUGGUGAGUCUGUUCUGUGUUUCUGUCGUGUUGGAGAUGGUUCAUGUGAAACUUUUCAGAGAUUAUCAAUCAAUCAAUCAAUCAAUCAAACUUUAUUUGUAUAGCACUUUUCAUACAUUUGAAAUGUAGCACAAAGUGCUUCACAUGCAACAGAAACAUUUUUAAUACAUUAAUUAACACCCCCCCCCCAUACCACAAUUUAAACAGAAACAUAAAAACAAAAAAAACUAAUAAACAUAAAGCUCUUAAAAGUUAUAGUAAAAUUAAAAGUGUAUAGCUAAGACCAGAUGGAGACAAAAUAAAAUAGUAAUGAUAAUUUAAUUUAAAACUACCAUAAUAAUAACAAUAAUAAUGAUAAUUGAAGUUAAAACAGGUAAAAGUUUCAGUUAAAAGCUAAAUUAAAAAGAUAUGUUUUAAGUUUACUUUUAAAAAUAUGAACACUCGCAGCGGACCUCAGAUCCUCAGGCAGACUGUUCCACAGACGGGGGCCGUAAAAGCUAAAAGAUGCCUCACCGUGAGUUUUAGUUUGAACUCUUGGGACAGUUAAAAGAAGAUUACCUGAGGACCUGAGAGUCCGAGAGGCUCAUAUGAUAAAAGCAGAUCAGAUAAAUAAAUAGGACUAAGACCAUUAAGAGCUUUAUAAACCAAUAAAAGAACUUUAAAAAUUAUACGUCUGCAGGUCGACACACAGACACACGUUUAUAUGAAUGGACAAAUAUUCUCGCCUCUUAGUGUUUUGGCGGUGAAUUACUUCGCGGCGCACAGAUCUACAUCAGAGUAUCAGUGUUUUCAGGCGUCCACACGGCGCCGGAUCAGAUCUAUACUCGGAUGAAUUCGUGGGAGCUGGCGGCACCAGAUCGUUCCGUCUCUGGAGCCGUUUUCAGUCGGAUUAGUGCGAACGAACACUGCGUCCGCGACUCGAAUACGAACUAGUGUGGACGUGCGUGGCGUGCAGUUUAAAUGUUAGACAUGUAUCUGUGAACAUCUGUAGCAUUUAAACUGCACAAAUCUCUCUAUCUAUGUUAAUAUCGACAUCAUGAAAUCGAUUUUUAAUUUUAAUUCUAGAAUCAGUCUCAUUUCACAAGUUACUUAUUAUGAAUUACGUAUUAAUUAUGUUUUAUUCAUGACCAUAACAUUAGUGUUGUUCAGUAGUUCACCAAUGCGUCGUCGUCGUUCGGUCUUUAAGUUUUCGUCUUUCUUCCCUUGAUAGUUGUGGGUAAAUUCUUCAUGUUAGAAUGUUUAUCCUUUGUGGACCUUGUUCGAUGAAGAUUUGGUGAAGGUUUGGAAAAAAUGACGCACAUUUACACAAAUAUUUUGCCACAGAAAACCAUCGACCGGAUGUUACGUUUACCCGACAUCGCGGCACUUCCCGACUUUGUGAAAAACGUCUAUUAUUGGCAUUGCUUAUCGUCAACCAUUUUAGUUUUUAGUUUUGUUUUUAGAUAAGUUUAGCUUGAGUUUCCACCAAAUUACAUAAAAACUAAAAAACUUAAUCUUCAUUUCAAAUUUUUGUGUAAUUUUAAAACUAAAAAAAUUUAACAUGGCUGCAGCGUAAUGUAACUUCAGUAAAUUUAAAAAAUGUAUUUUGAAACCCAUGUUAUUUGUUUCCAUGACUUAAUUAUCAAAAAAAUACACAUUCAAAAAGGUUGUGGGUUCAAAUCCCAAACUCAUUCUGUACAAAUUUCGUCAAAAAUCUUUCUUAAUGUCUCAAAAUCCUGGAUACACAAAUACGUUGUUCAUGAAAGGGUCGAUAUUACGCCAUGUUCUGUUCUAAUGUUGUUUCCUCGUCUUCUGUGAAAGUAAAAACACUCUGCUCCACCUUGUGAUGUCACGUGGUGGUACAGGAAGUGCUCCACUGUGUUUUUAAGCUCCGCACAACAGAGUUUCUUCGCUAGAAUCGUUCGGAUCAUUUCAGCCCGAGAAUUGCCAAUUUCUACUAAACAAAAAAGUUAAAAUGGUAGAUGUUAACUUGAAAACGACCACUUUAUGACAUCACAAGGUGCAGCAGAGCGAUAAAGAGUUGCUCAAACACGUGUGAAUGAAAAAAAAAACACAACUACAGGUUUGUUUUCGAGGAGGAAACGGCAUUAUAACAUGAUUUAAAGCUCACAAGAGUCAUUUUUUUGUUUUGUUUUUUGCGUAAUAUAGAACCUUUACGAUUUAAAUCAAGUUUAGUGAUUUUUUUUUUUUUUUUAAUGCCUUUUCUUACACCAUUUCGUGACCUGGAUUUGACGGAAAAUUGUGCUUUUAUUUGUAUUCUGUAUGUUCUCAUGUUAACCUGUGAGUAUAUCGUAGAGGAGCUAGAAUUCUUGGUGUGACGAUUUGUAAAUUUCUUUGGUCAAAUUUUGAAAUAGUUUUUGUUUUUGACCACAUGUUUGUAAGUCGUUUAUGUCUUUCAUAAAGACGUCUGGCAAAAAAUACAAGCUGUAAAAUAAAUCUCAAAUGAAAAAACAAAAACAGAAAAUAAAUGAAAAAGGAACGUUGCACAUUUAUAUUUAUAUUUCUAAAGUAUUUCAAUAAUUUAUAUUAAAGAGCACUAUUUUUACAAAAGUCA
Messenger RNA from Boleophthalmus pectinirostris (great blue-spotted mudskipper), 13038 nucleotides. RefSeq names its product suppressor of cytokine signaling 3-like. Gene Ontology annotation, biological process: phosphatidylinositol phosphate biosynthetic process; intracellular signal transduction. The record is from RefSeq and is a predicted model, not a curated record. Gene Ontology annotation, molecular function: 1-phosphatidylinositol-3-kinase regulator activity. The transcript is spliced from 3 exons. Bases 877 to 1518 code for a protein of 213 amino acids. NCBI's taxonomy places the organism in Eukaryota, Metazoa, Chordata, Actinopteri, Gobiiformes, Gobiidae. Gene Ontology annotation, cellular component: phosphatidylinositol 3-kinase complex.